Molecule: messenger RNA, 237 nt
Organism: Haemonchus placei
Lineage: Eukaryota; Metazoa; Nematoda; Chromadorea; Rhabditida; Trichostrongylidae
Source: the annotation of a GenBank genome assembly
AUGAUCGUCACGUUACUGCGAAAGUUCCGGGUAGCCGACAAUCCUCGCAAGUUUGCUCUGUAUGAAUGUGCUCAAGAGAACGACGAACAGACUUGUACCCUGUUGAGUGAGUUGUUUCAUCCUUUCAAAGCAAGCCAUCUUGACGGAUCACUGGCUUACGGAAAGCGCAAUGAGCUUUUAUCGUCCUUCCUGUUUUUCGGGGCACAUCUGUGCAAUGAGAAGUCGUCACUCGUGUAG